This is a messenger RNA of Carassius auratus (goldfish), 409 nucleotides long. RefSeq names its product ribosomal protein S21 (gene rps21). Gene Ontology annotation, cellular component: ribosome. The record is from RefSeq and is a predicted model, not a curated record. The transcript is spliced from 6 exons. The coding region runs from base 109 to 360 and encodes 83 amino acids. Gene Ontology annotation, biological process: translation. Gene Ontology annotation, molecular function: structural constituent of ribosome. NCBI's taxonomy places the organism in Eukaryota, Metazoa, Chordata, Actinopteri, Cypriniformes, Cyprinidae.
AUUUUGUGUUCCGUGUUACGUCACUUCCUCCUGACCCUUUCUCUUUCCUUUCCGCGUCGGCCAUUUGUUAUAAACGACUGAGCUGAUUGACAGUCAGAUAAAGUCAGGAUGCAGAACGACGCUGGUGAAUUCGUGGACCUGUACGUCCCUCGCAAAUGUUCUGCUAGUAACAGAAUUAUUGGUGCCAAGGACCAUGCCUCCAUCCAGAUCAACAUCGCUGAGGUGGACAAGGCUACAGGACGGUUCAAUGGACAGUUCAAGACCUACGCCAUCUGCGGUGCUAUCCGGAGAAUGGGUGAAGCUGACGACUCCCUCCUGAGGCUCGCCAAGAACGACAGCAUUGUGGCGAAGAAUGCCUAAAAAGGAUUGCAACGUUUUCAUAAAUUAAAAAAAUAAUAAUGAAAAAGGA